ACCACUAUGGCUUUUUUUAAGUUAACCGGUCUGUUUUUGUGCAUCGUCGUCGCGGUCAGUGCUCUGCCCACACAAGGCGAGGAACCACGCGGCAACGCCAUCCAAACCGAAAACGACCUUUUGGACAACAUCUACAAUGACUGCCUGCGCAAGGACUCGAUGUCCUGUCUCAAAUACAAAGUUUUCAAUUUCGUCGACAAGAUGCUCGGCCAUAGGGAAACGAUUACAGUGACCGAUGGUGUGCAAUUCGUCAAAACAGGAGGUGAACAAGGAGGUGCUCCUCGUGCAAUUUCCGGUGACGAUACCAUCGAAUCGGUAAUUUUCAACAGAAUUUCCGAUUUCUUGGAAAGCCACACGUUGAAAAUCGACCUGAAGGGAAGUGAAAUUGUUAACGCGGUGUCGUCCACGGCCAGAUCGUUGAACGAUUACGCUGAAACAUUGGAAGAGGAAGAAAAUUCAUUCGAUGCCGACGACCAAGGUGAAGCCAGGAAGAAGAAGGGUGGCGGCGGCGGUAAGAAAGGAAAAGGUAUGGGAGGUUUGAUGGCUCUGAUGGCCCUGAAAGCCGCCAUUUUCGGUAAACUCGCUUUGGCCGCUAUCGCUCUAAUCGCCGGAAAAGCCCUUCUGAUCGGUAAAAUCGCCCUUGUACUCUCGUCCAUCAUUGGAUUGAAGAAACUCCUCGGCAGCGGCGGCCAGAAACACGUAACGUACGAAGUCGUACCGCACGCCCAGCACUCCUCCGCGCACGUUUCCACCCACGAAAUCGCCAGUUCCGGCCACGGAGGCGGCUACGGCGGUGACAUCGGCGGCGGUUACGGCGGCAGCUCCGGCGGCGGAUGGGGCAGGUCCUUCGACGCCCAAAACCUGGCCUACAGGGGACACCAGCAGACCAAACAAGCGUAACGAUCUGAUGAUGGUUCACGUACCUGCCAAAACUCAGCGAGCGUAGACUAAGUCAUAAACAACGAUACACUUAUUGAAAUUUAAUUUAUUUGAUAUUGUUCUUGUAAUAGUAAGUUAUUGAAUUCGUCGAUGAACAAAGACUUAUCGUUUUUACCAGUGGCUCAGAUUUCUG
Molecule: messenger RNA, 1072 nt
Organism: Phyllotreta striolata
Lineage: Eukaryota; Metazoa; Arthropoda; Insecta; Coleoptera; Chrysomelidae
Source: the annotation of a GenBank genome assembly